UAUUGUAUAUUCUCGUUAAUUGUUGUUGUUUUCUAGAGUUGUUUGUGUGUCCAUAUUAAAUAUAGAAUUUUAACGAAACUAUAGUUUAGUUGCGCGAGAAAUGUCAAACACAAUGGACAGGCUAAAGUUAAUCGCUGAAAUUCGUAAUAGACCACAACUGUGGAAUAUGCAGAGUAAAGAGAAUAGCUCUCGAAUAUCUAUACAAGAUAUGUGGAGAGAAGUGGCAAAUAGUAUGGGACCAGAUGUAACCAUAGAAGAAUGCAAGCGUAUUUGGAAGAAUUUACGUGAUGCUUAUCGGGCUGAAGUUAAACGUAUAGAGCUGCGUAUAGAAAGGGACUUACUAAAGGGUUCAUAUGAUCCCAAUAAUGAAUAUGGCAGUAAAUGGACUUAUUUUGAACCCAUGCAAUUUGUUAAACACUUUAAAAGACGACGACGUAGUAGAACUUAUAAAGCUAUGGAUUCUCCCACAAAUCAAGCAGUUAAUGAAGUUAGUGUAGAUAAUGAUGAUUCAGAUCAAUUCGCGCAAUUUCAUAAUAUGGAUAAUAUUAAAAUGGAACCAGAUGUAGAAAUGGAUACAGAAGUGUUUCAGUGGAUGAUGAAGAUGAUGAUGACGAUGAUGAUGGCAAUUAUAAUCAAUUAUAUAGCGAACAUCUUUUGAAACAAGCGGCACGCCAAGAUUCCCCUCAAAAGCAACCUGAAACAAAACCCUCAACUACCCCUUUUAAAUGUUCCAAACGUUCUUACGAACAGGUGCAUUUUUUAGAAGAUCUUGAAAAGGAAGAACAAAAUCUAAUGAAAUCGACCCGUUUAGAUAUAUCACAUUCCAAUGAUUUAGCUCAUGUUGGCGAUUCGGAUUAUAAUUUUUUAGUUAGUUUUUUUGCCUCAAAUGAAAAAGAUGUCCGAAUUACAAAACUUACAGUUUCGUGCUAAAAUGACCAAUUUAAUGUUGGAAAUUAUGUCCCCAACUAUGUCUGCAGCAACAGCAGCACCUGUUUCAUCCUCCUCCCAUUGUG
Molecule: messenger RNA, 1013 nt
Organism: Lucilia sericata (common green bottle fly)
Lineage: Eukaryota; Metazoa; Arthropoda; Insecta; Diptera; Calliphoridae
Exons: 2
Coding region: 101-658 (185 amino acids)
Biological process (GO): regulation of transcription by RNA polymerase II
Cellular component (GO): nucleus; transcription regulator complex
Source: RefSeq, a predicted model, not a curated record